Quercus lobata is the source of this 1937-nucleotide messenger RNA. Its product is annotated as NAD(P)-binding Rossmann-fold superfamily protein. NCBI's taxonomy places the organism in Eukaryota, Viridiplantae, Streptophyta, Magnoliopsida, Fagales, Fagaceae. The transcript has 9 exons. The coding region runs from base 700 to 1815 and encodes 371 amino acids. The record is from RefSeq and is a predicted model, not a curated record.
ACCUAGCUCAAGAGGCCCGCUAUAAUUGUCUAAGCCCGUGGCCAUGAGCUCGGCCCACACAAAAGCAUCUAACGAACCACCGUUGUCCUCACCGCUACCAACCCUCGUCAGAGAGAUUGAGAUUACUCUGUCUAUCCCUUUGGUAAUUUGUACUUGAAACAACAACAAUUUUAUCGACAGAAGCAUGAUUUUGAUUUUCAGAUUUUACCAAAACGCUUAAUUGUGAUUUCAAUACUGUGUUUUCAAAAUUACAGCUAACCCAAAUGGAUACUUUGGUUGGUAACCCAUUGCAACUCGCUCCGAUCAUAUAUUGAUCGGUGGGAGUUCUCAUCCAUGUGGUUUUGUAUACUGCUACUACACAGUGUUGGACUAUCCAACAAACUCUUGAGUUUCACCCUGCAAGAGAGAAAGAGAGGAGGAGAUAUGGUGUCUUGGGCACAAUAGCUGAGAUGAAACCCGCAAUCAAUCUAUAUAUAUGAGUAAUGAGUAUAGUAUGGCAGUGUAGAACAUUUUACGUUUAUUAUUGUUGUUAUUGAGUAUUUGGUUUUUGGGGUUGUAGAAAUUGUUGUAUUGUGCCACUGCUGCAUUGGCUGUGAAUUGUGAUUCGCGGCAGGGAGACUCCAAAGCUGGUCUAUAAAUGAGUAGUGCUGUGAAGUUUUGAGAUUGAUUUUUGGAGGAUAUUCGUAUUUUAUAUAUAGGAUGGGAAUGGUAGGGAUGAUGAAGGAAUUGGGGAAGGCAAUGCAGUUCAUUUGCUCCCUUGAAUUCUGGAGAAUGGCGGUGUUUUGGACGCUAUCUCUCCUCAUCUCUCAUUGGCACCUUUUGUUUGCUCCAAAAUCCAAGUCCUUCCCACGUUGUGCUCCUGCAGCCGCUCUGAUCAAGCCUGUUUGCAUUAUCACCGGCGCUACAUCAGGGUUGGGUGCUGCCGCUGCUUAUGCUCUUUCAAAGGAAGGCUUCUGUGUUGUUCUUGUUGGACGGUCCUCCCAUUUGUUAUCAAAGACUGUGGGAGAGAUAAAAAGUUUGAAUAAGGAUGCCCAUCUCAAAGCUUUUCCGGUUGAUAUGUCAUCCUUCCAGUCGAUAUUCAACUUUAAAGGCUCCCUUCAACAGUGGCUUUUAGAUUCAAAUAUGCAUCCUUCGGUCCAAUUAUUGAUUAACAAUGCUGGGAUACUAGCUACAUCAUAUAGACUCACAGCUGAAGGCUAUGAUCAGAUGAUGGCUACAAAUUACAUCGGUGCAUUCUGUUUGACCAAACUUUUACUACCACUUCUCAGUAAUAGUCCUGUUCCUUCCCGGAUUGUGAAUGUUACAUCCUUUACUCAUCGAAAUGUUUUUAAUAUGCAGGUUGACAAGGAAACUGUUUCAGGGAACCACUUCUCAAGAACCAAACCAUAUCCAUGUGCUCGUAUUUAUGAGAAUUCUAAAUUAUGCCUACUGCUGUUCUCCUAUGAACUUCACCGACAACUUAGCUCGAUGGAAAAAUCUCAUCGGGUCUCUGUCAUUGCUGUGGAUCCUGGAGUAGUGGAAACCAAAAUUAUGCGAGAGGUUCCUUCCUGCCUUUCUUGUGUAGCAUUUACAGUCUUGAAGCUUCUCAGCCUUUUGCAAUCACCUGAAAAAGGGAUAAGAUCUGUUCUUGAUGCAGCCCUUGCUCCACCAGACAUAUCUGGAGUAUACCUUUUUGGUGGAAAGGGUAGAACCAUUAACUCUUCAGCGCUUUCGCAAAACAGAAAACUUGCACAGGAACUUUGGACCACUUCAUGUGAUCUAUUUUUGCAGUCACAGCUUGCUGUUAAGAUUCAGGAAACUUCCACUUCCACAUGAGUAUUUGAUUGUAAUAGGGAGGAAUUCUGUUCAUCAACCAAAAGAAGAGAGAUAAUAUGGAUUUGAAAUGGUGGCAGUUAGCUAAGCUUGCGGUUGCAUCAAGUGGGUUGAUGGCAUGUUCC